CGCUGUGUCCCUCGGACACAGUGGAUCACCGAUCAGGGAAAGGGUCAAAGAUGUCGGCUCGGUCAUGUGAUCAGCUGUGUCCAAUCACAGCUGAUCACUGAUCAUCAGGGCACUGAUGAUCAGUGUGUCCUGAUGAUCUGUGUAGCCCCAACAGUGCAACCUGUCAGUGUCCAUCAGUGCCAGCUCUCAGUGCUCAUCCAUGCCACCUGCCAGUGCCACAUCAAUGCCACAUAUCAGUGCCCAUCUGAGCUGCCUUUCAGUGUCACCCAUCAAUGCCAGUCAGUGCCACCUAUCAGUGCUGCCAAUUAGUGCCACCUAUCAGUGCCAGUCAGUGCCACCUAUCAG
Messenger RNA from Staurois parvus, 345 nucleotides. Lineage: Eukaryota; Metazoa; Chordata; Amphibia; Anura; Ranidae. The record is from the annotation of a GenBank genome assembly.